Prunus avium (sweet cherry) is the source of this 345-nucleotide messenger RNA. NCBI's taxonomy places the organism in Eukaryota, Viridiplantae, Streptophyta, Magnoliopsida, Rosales, Rosaceae. The record is from RefSeq and is a predicted model, not a curated record.
GGAUGAGCCUAAAAUUUCGAAGGGAAAAGCUAUUUCUCGAGAACUGAUUGCUGCGAUUGAAGGUUCAAGGUUUGCGCUUAUUGUCCUCUCACAAAAUUAUGCAUCCUCAACAUGGUGCUUGGAUGAACUUCUACACAUUCUUAAAUUCAUGGAAGCAAGAGAAGCAGUGCUACCAAUUUUCUAUUAUGUUGAUCCAUCUCAUGUACGAAAACAAACGGGGUGUUUUGAGAAAGCCUUUACACAACUGGAAGAAAGAUUUAGUUAUGAUGAAAAAACGAAGGUGCAAGAGUGGAGAGAUGCGUUGGCGAAAGUGGCAGAUUUCUCUGGGUGGAAGGCUAAGGACUG